Engraulis encrasicolus (European anchovy) is the source of this 5346-nucleotide messenger RNA. It is a transcript of the gene larp1b, whose product is annotated as La ribonucleoprotein 1B. NCBI's taxonomy places the organism in Eukaryota, Metazoa, Chordata, Actinopteri, Clupeiformes, Engraulidae. Gene Ontology annotation, biological process: mRNA stabilization; positive regulation of translation. Gene Ontology annotation, molecular function: RNA cap binding. The transcript has 19 exons. The record is from RefSeq and is a predicted model, not a curated record. Bases 526 to 3807 code for a protein of 1093 amino acids. Gene Ontology annotation, cellular component: cytosol; cytoplasmic stress granule.
GGUUGACCUGGUAACUGCUGUCAGACAUCGGUUGCAACUUGCGAGCCAUUACACGACGUUGGAGUUGGAGUCGCACAGACGGCCUCACUUCAGCAGUGCCACAGCGUGGAUAGGCCACGUCAGAUUCACUGUUCUGAGGCAACCACAUGGCAUCCAUCCUGCCUGCCAUACCACUAGAGGCCUGUAGGGGCAGCAAGGAAUCUUUUGGCCGUGCGAUAACUCGUGGCCAUUAAAAGUGAUAGGUACUCUAGGGACGCUGCUAAGUAGCUAACUUGCAGAUCAGUCUAUUCGAAAAGUUUGUAAAGAGGGCAAAGUUUUUAGUUGCACGUCGUUUUUAGUCCAACUAGUCAUGGCGAUGGCUUCUUUACAGAACUGUAUAUGUUGACGCUGUUGGCAAGUGUGCUACAAGUUCAGCUUGUUUACAGUUUGGUUCCCCUCAACUCUUCGCGUAACCUUUCAGAAUAACAAAACGUUUUUUCACUUGUGCGGUCUAGAAAAAUCCUGAAAAGGAUUUUUCGUUGUAGGAUGUCUACAGAAGUUGUUGUCGGUGAGGCAAACGUGACAGGGAGUUGCUUAGGUGGAGAGAACCAAAACAACUCGGACGUCGACCGACCCCAGGAAUCUGAUCGAGCCAACCACGAGGAGGGGCAGAGAGAUCUCAAAGUCGAUUCAAAACACCAAAAACAGGGGACCAUGGAAACCCUAACCCCUGACGAAGAAAUAAACAAGGGUAAUGUGAACAACAAAGAAAAUGACCAAAAUACCACGAGCAAUAAUGCCGAUACAAGCGAAAAGGCAAAGAAAAAAGUUAUCGAGGCACCUCCACCGAAGGUAAACCCAUGGACGAAGAAGAACGCUUGUCCCUCCAACAACCCAACCACCAGCAACAGCCAGGAGUCAGAGCCGCAGAGUCCUGCCCGUGUGGUGCGUGCCGCCGCCAAGCCUCGCUCAAGGAAGUCCAGCAAGUCAAGUGACUUCAGUGACAUCACAAACUGGCCCACCCCAGGAGAGCUGGCCAACAAAGAGCAGAACGUCAUCAACUCUCAGGGCCGCAAGGGACAGACGGGUCCUCGGCGGGAGAAGAGGCGGGGCUCGGACAGGAAGCAGGAGACAGGAAGUGACGGGAGCGACAGCAAGGAGAACCGCGAUUCGCAGCAGGAGCCGGCGACAGCUCCGCCCACUGGGGAGAGCACCGAGGAGGGAGAGGGGAGCCAGAACGCUGGCCUGCGUCGCAGACCCAGCGACAAGGGAUCUUGGAGGCGGGAGAAUAAGGACGUGAACGAUGAUGCGUCGAGUGUACGCAGCGAUGGUGGGAGUGGCCGGGGAGGACUCAGGGGGAGGGGCAAAGGACGCGGCAGAGGCAGGGGGCGUGGCCGAGGUCGCUAUGACUACUCGCACGGCUACCGGGAGUACAACUCGGACGGCUCAAAUGCUCAGGCGCCGUCCGACUUCGGCACUAACAUGAUGUAUUACUACGACGACGGCAACCGUGUGCAGAUGUACAGCGUGGACGAGAGCCUGCUCAAGGAGUACAUCAAGCGCCAGAUUGAGUACUACUUCAGUCUGCACAAUCUGGAGCGUGAUUUCUUCCUGCGAAGGAAAAUGGACGCCAAAGGCUUUCUGCCCAUCUCCCUCAUCGCUGGCUUCCACCGUGUGCAGGCUCUCACCACCGAUGUCAACCUUAUCAAGGAGGCCCUGAAGAGUAGCACGGUGGUGGAGCUGGUGGAGGAGCAGAUCAGGCGUAAGGAGGACCCAGAGCAGUGGCCCAUCCCCACGCUGCCCCUCGACACCCCCCCGGGGCCACGCACCGACUUCACCCAGCUCAUAAACUGCCCCGAGUUUGUCCCCCGACAGACCUCCUCCGUCACACUGUCGACCUCACCUGCCGUUUCCACCAAUGACGAUGCAAAGCCCGCCAGCGAGCCCAAAGUGGAGCCGCCCCCCCAGGCGGUCCCGUCGGGGUCAGGGGUGAAGGGCAGCACGACCGCCCCGGACUCAGAGCAGUGGGUGCAGGUGGAGAAGAGGCAUCGCACCUCCUCAGGAAGGAAGUCCACUGAAGGCCCCUCCACCCCUGAGCCCACUGUAACUAUUGUUCCUGAACCAAGCCCUUCACCAGAGCGCCCCGAGCCUCUGCCCGCCCUGGCUCAGCAGGCCCCCAAAAAGCCCGCUAACGACCCCGAGCUAGAGGAGCUGGACUUCAUGUUCGACGACGAGAUGGAGCGCCUGGGCGCGCCGCGCAAGAACACCUUCACCGACUGGUCGGACGACGAGUCGAGCGACGAGCUGGACGACCGCGACAUCAACAAGAUCCUGAUCGUGACGCAGACGCCGCCGUACAUGAAGAAGCACCCCGGCGGCGACCGCACCGGCAACCACGAGUCCCGCGCCAAGAUCACUGCCGACCUCGCCAAGGCCAUCAACGACGGCCUCUACUACUACGAACAGGACCUCUGGACCGAGGACGAGCCGCAGCUGGACUGCCCCAACACCAAGGAGGUGGAGAACUUCAAGAAGCUGAAUGUCAUCAGCCAAGAUGAGUUCAACACACUGGCCCCCAAAACACCUGUGGACAACAGCCAGGAGAUCCCACCACCACCUCCUCAACCUGAUGAUGUGGGCAUGGCUCACUCCCUGCCCAAGAUGGUGCCCGAGUCCCCUGGCGGCCCGCGGACCCCACGCACACCGCGCACGCCCGGACGCAAGGACCCCACGACUACGCCACGCUUCUACCCCGUCAUCAAGGAGAGCGGCACACUGGACGAGGGGACGCCCCGUAAGAAGAAGACGAGGCACAGCUCCAACCCCCCUAUGGAGUGCCAUGUGGGAUGGGUCAUGGACUCCAGAGAGCACAGGCCUCGCUCCUCCUCCAUCAGUAGUUCCAAUGCAUCUCCAUCUGAGGGUGCCCCGUCCCUGUCUGGGAGCUACGGCUGCACUCCCCACUCGCUGCCCAAGUUCCGGCACCCCUCUCACGACCUGCUGCGCGAGAACGGCUUCACACAGCAAGUCUACCACAAGUACCGCAAACGCUGCCUAAACGAGAGGAAACGGUUGGGCGUGGGCCAGUCGCAGGAGAUGAACACCCUCUUCAGGUUCUGGUCUUUCUUCCUGCGUGACAACUUCAACAGGAAGAUGUACGAGGAGUUCAGGCAGUACGCCGUGGAUGACGCCAAGGAGAACUACAGGUAUGGCUUGGAGUGCCUGUUCCGCUACUACAGCUACGGGCUGGAGAGGAGAUUCAGACAGGAAAUCUUCAAGGACUUCCAGGAAGAGACACUGAAGGACUAUGAAAAGGGUCAGCUGUAUGGUCUGGAGAAGUUCUGGGCGUUUUUGAAGUACUCCCAGGUGAAGAACCAGCCCAUCGACCCCAAACUGCAAGAGCACCUCAACAAGUUCAAGACUGUGGAUGACUUCAGAGUCGUGCCCCCCAUGAAAGAGGAGGGCGGGAGGAGAAGACGGCUGUCUUCCUCCGGAGGUGACGAGGGGAGGCGAAGAAGACACAACUCCUCCUCCAGCUCCUCCAGCUCCAAGCCCGCCCCCAGCACGAAGACCACCAAUCAAAACCCAGCCCCCUCAUCUGCCAAAGCCGCCUCAGCCAAUCCCAGCUCGGCCCCAGCCACCGCCAAGAGCCCACCAGCCAAUACCACCACCACCGCUGCUGCUGCCGCCACAACCACUUCAGCCUCCCAAAAAACUGUGCCUUCCAAGACCCCCUCGAGUGCAGCCAAAGAGAACCCCAAACAGAACACCCAUGAUGCCCGCCGCAAGGAAGCCACCAAGCCCAAAGAUGGCGCCGCGCCAAAUAAAUGACCUCCACCCUAGGGAACUCUAGAACUUCUAGAACUAAGUGGUUCUCUAACCCAGGGAUGCUGGUUUUGCCUUACGUAUGUAUGUGUGUGUGUCUCUGUCAGCUAGACACUGGAUAGAGUAUCAGAGGCAGACAGACAGGUUUGUAAGGUUAGCUUUAAAUGCCCACACCUUCAAGAUUCUGGUGUGAACCCAGUCAGUCAGUGAUUUAAAAAUCAACAACAGCCCCUCAUACCAAUGCAUAGUAUGAACUUUUUUUCUUCUUCUUUAUUUUCUUCUGUCAUUUUUUCCAAACAAAAUUUUCAACCGGACACCCAUUGUAGAAAUCAAACUUUACUAUCCAAACUGUAAGUUUACAGAAAAUGCAUUCCUGCAUUGAAGGCAUUUGUUGUUACUUGGGGAAGAUGCCUAAACUUUUUUUUUUUUAAAUGGAUUUCUCAACAGCUAGGUAACUGAACAUUAGUAGGAUAUUUUUAAUUUGACAUUUUCUUUUGCGUUGUUGCAAUAUACAUAUAUGUGUGCCAAGUCCGUUAUCAUGAGGUACCAACAGUUUUACUUCUCUUGAACAAGACGCAGGGACCUCCCUUUUUGAUCAUGACACUAUUUAACAUCAUCCAGCUUAGUGCUUUCCUCCCUAUUUGGCCUAUUAAAUCAUGAGAUGAGAGAAUGCUGAGUAAUUACAUUUCUACAGCUGUAGUCGGUAUUAAUCGAAUCGAAUUGAAUCGAACACCACAAAAGGAGAAGGAAAACUGUCCCUUUGAGUGAGCCGUCAAGUCAUUCUUGAUACUAAAUGGUGGAGGUGGAUCAACUCUCCUUGUAAUCAGAAGGGGGAAAAGAAAAGGAAAAUACAAAAAAAAAUCUACAAAAAAAAUCCUAUUACGCUGUUUGCAUUGUGUGGCUGCUUAUUGGGCAAAGAUACAUGUCCUCUUUUGUGGAGACAGAUGUUUUGGGAAGGAGACGGAACUGGGGUCAGGGGUUAGCAUUUUAUUGAUUUACUUCAAAUUAGAAAGUGUCUGUGUACUUGAAGAUUUUUUUUUCUUUUUUCUUUUUUUUUUUAAGAAAUUAUAUCUUUUUAAAAAGAGGAAUUUUAUUUCCACUACGUUUUGAAUUCUAUUUGGAGCUGAGAUAAUUUAUUGUUGUUUAUUAUGUUUAUUUGAUCUUAAUCACUUAAACAAAAAAAAAUAUUUUUAUUUUUAAGCCUUGCAUUUAUUUGAAUUUUAGAAGUAAUAGCAUACAUGACUUGCCAGUGGUGCAUCUUAUUCUUAUUCAUUCAUUAUCAUUUUGCUUGGGAGAUAUUCUCAUUCGCUUUCUGUCUUUACGAGCCUAUUAAAGUUCUGAAUGUAACAUAUUAGUCAUGAAAAACUGUACAUAAAAAUUAAUUAGAAAAAAAACCUUUUUGAUUUGAUAAGCUAAUUUUUUCCCUUCAUGGUAGUAUUUGUGUGUGUGUGUGUGUGUGUGUGGCUUUAGUGUUGGUAUGCAUGUCUUUUAUUUUCUUUUGUGAACUGUAAAAUGUAAAAAUGCAUAUAAAAUUAUAAAAUCCAA